AUGCUCUCGCUGCGGGCGCCGCCCCGUACUCUCUCCGCCUCGCCGUGGCGGAGACGGGGCCGCCUCGACGGUUUCGCCGCGCCGCGUUGUGUCAGCGCCGCGCCACCCGCGACAACCCUAGAGACGGCUACCGCGCGGUCGGCAGGCGUCUCCUUCCCGAUUCUGGUAAAUGGCUGCACUGGUAAAAUGGGGGUAUCUGUUGCUGAGGCAGCUACUUCAAGGGGUCUUCACCUAGUUCCUGUUUCAUUCAGUAGCAGAGAGAACCUUGAUAAAACAAUACAAGUGGGUGAUACAGACGUUGAGAUAUAUGGCCCUUCUGCAAGAGAAGAUGUUCUUUCAUCUGUCAUUGACGAAUACCCAGAUGUAGUUGUGGUGGACUACACGGCGCCUGAUUCUGUGAACUCUAACGCCGAGCUCUAUUGCAAGCUUGGUGUGCCAUUUGUAAUGGGCACAACUGGUGGGGAUCAGCAGUUACUGUACAAAUCAGUGCAAGAUUCAGAAAACUAUGCACUAAUAUCUCCACAAAUGGGCAAACAGGUUGUUGCAUUUCUUGCUGCAAUGGAAACAAUUGCGGAGCAGUUUCCUGGGGCCUUCUCAGGCUAUCGUUUGGAGGUACUGGAAUCCCAUCAAGCAGGAAAGCUGGACACAUCUGGUACAGCUAAAGCUGUGAUUGCUUGUUUCGAGAAAUUAGGCGCGGUCUUUGACAUGGAGCGGCAGAUGGUUAAGAUCAGGGAUCCUGAGCAGCAGCUUUAUAUGGUGGGUGUCCCCGAAGAACACAUUGAAGGGCAUGCAUUCCAUUUGUACCAUCUGACUUCUCCCGAUGACAGCGUUUCAUUUGAGUUCCAACACAAUGUUUGUGGCCGUUCAAUAUAUGCCGAAGGGUCAGUUGAUGCCGCCGUGUUUCUGUAUAAGAAGGUACAAUCAAUGGAUCCUAAGAGAAUUUACAACAUGAUUGAUGUCUUGCAAGAAGGCGAUAUGCGGUGA
Triticum turgidum subsp. durum (durum wheat) is the source of this 984-nucleotide messenger RNA. NCBI's taxonomy places the organism in Eukaryota, Viridiplantae, Streptophyta, Magnoliopsida, Poales, Poaceae. The record is from the annotation of a GenBank genome assembly.